This is a messenger RNA of Corticium candelabrum, 1389 nucleotides long. RefSeq names its product kelch-like protein 8. Gene Ontology annotation, molecular function: protein binding. Bases 79 to 1251 code for a protein of 390 amino acids. The transcript has a single exon. NCBI's taxonomy places the organism in Eukaryota, Metazoa, Porifera, Homoscleromorpha, Homosclerophorida, Plakinidae. The record is from RefSeq and is a predicted model, not a curated record.
UGUCGUGAACAAUCUCUUUUGUCUGUUGUAAGCGAAUGUCAAUGUUCAACAAGUGAAAGACCUACUGCCCAAGAAAUUAUGAACAUUUGUUUUGCGAGUGCUGGCACAAAUCAUUGCACUUCUCUUGAUGAAGAGACUUUAGAGUCUACUAGGCCACUAAACGGUUCCGAGCUGUUGCAAGUAGAAAGCGAGAGUUUGGAAGAGACACAAUUGUCUGAUGAAACAACGUGUACGGACAUUGUCGCAUCUAGUCGUUUGAGUACAACUUCCUUACAAGAUGAGGAAAGUCAUGUAGUGCAAUCACUGCAAGAUACAGACAGAUUUAGGAGACUGAGAGAAAUAUCUGAGAGAUACCUCUCGAUUUCGAUCGGAGGUUCUAGUUUACUUGACAUUAUCUGUAUUCCAGAAUGGCACUUUAGACGUAACUUUCCUCAUCCUGGUGAAACAGUGAUGGCUGCGAUCGACGGGAAAAUCUUGACUGGCAACAGAGGUCGAAACGAAAUGUACAUAACAGACAGCAAUAGUGGGGAACUGCUUCACACUGCCAUAUUUCACAAUAGCAGUGCUGCCUUUGAUGAAAUAUUUAUAUCUGAUGGCAAGAUAUUUUCUGUUUUUGUAGAUGAAGUUACAUGGCAGCUCAGCGUCCAUACCUACUCAUUAACAGAUGACAAAUGGACACUAGCAUGUGAGAGACCUCCUAAUAUUGAACUGGCUGCAAUUGCGCUAGCGGUAGUAGGAGACAGAGUAUUUCUCGCAGGAGGCUAUAACAGAAGAAGAGAGAGGGUAGCCAAUGUCUUCAUGUUUAACACAACUACUAGAGAAUGGCUACGGUUGCUUAGCAUGCCUCAGGCAAGGUCUGGCUGUUCUAGCUGCAUAUACAACGGCUGCAUUUGCUACGCAGCUGGAACAGAACGUGGACAGGUACAAAGCAAAGCUGUUGAACUUAUGUCUCUAGAUAACUAUGAAUGGACGUCGUUGCCCUCAACUACGACAGCUGCAGGAGACGUGACGACUAUUCAUGGUACUCUAGUCGCUACAGGAGGUGUGGAUGAUUCAGGAACGGUAUCACGACGAGUCGAGUUCUGGGACUAUCAUCAAAACUUAUGGAUGCCAUUACCAAAGCUUUCACAGAGGCGAUUCAAUCACUGGAUGGCAGUCGACGUCGAUGGAGAUUAUUCGCGCAUUAUUGUAACUGGUGGCUACGAUAAAAAUUGUCAUAUGACAAGUACAGUAAAAGUCAUUGAAUUUUAAAUAUUAUUAUAGGAACAAACUAGUUGUUGUUUUAAACUUAAGGCUGAACUUUUUCUUAACUUUAAUUAAUUAAUUAAUUAAAGCCGUUUCUCAAUGCACUCAUUGAUAUUUCCUUAGCCUCUAUACCUAGGAGCGCGA